Molecule: messenger RNA, 3538 nt
Organism: Scylla paramamosain (green mud crab)
Lineage: Eukaryota; Metazoa; Arthropoda; Malacostraca; Decapoda; Portunidae
Product: cell surface glycoprotein 1-like
Exons: 2
Coding region: 368-3325 (985 amino acids)
Source: RefSeq, a predicted model, not a curated record
UCGAAGAAAAAUCAGCUAAUGGAGAUGUAAAAUUUGUGAUAACUAUGGAAAUGAGCACUAGAACACAAGGAAAGAUACGUGCAUAUUCAAGUGAGGAAGAGAAAACGUACAAAAACUUCGGAGUAGAAAUACUAAAUUAGAUUAAUAGUAAUGUGUAUACAUGUUUACGAAACAGUGAGUCUUUGAUCCUGGAAUACACUUGUAUUACAGUGUUUCCUCUCAGGUCUUUCUCAUCGUGGUGACCAUCACUGCCGUCCUUAGCAGGCCAAGCAUACCAACAACCCACAGCCCCUCGCAGCCACCUUCCUCUCAUAGAAACAGUACUCACUACAGCUUAGUCUUCCAAUCACAUGUCGACGAGGACACGAUGAAGCAGACCGCUCAGAGCCCUCCCACCUUGAAGCCCGUAAUUGAGAGCACUGGAAAGAAUGGUGACAUGGCCCCAGACAAAUUCACUGAAAGCACUUUGCAAAAUUAUGCCAACUAUCCUACAACAGAAAUUGGGGUUGUUGAAAAACAUAUGACUGAGAAGCCUGCUAAUGUAGCUACUCUGAGGCUUCCCAUCAUUACUCCUGAAUACAUCACUAAGAACAAUACCGUGAAUAAUUUUGUUGGGGAUCGUUUUGCCGGAAAGGUUGGUGACUCGUCGACUGACAAGGGGUCAGAGACGACGGUGGAAUAUACCGUUAAGAAGCAUACUACUGAUAUUACCAUUCUAGACACAGACCAAAAGACUGAGAACUUAAUAAGCCCGAAAUUGACUAAUAUUCUUAAAAACAUAUUUCCUUUAAAUUCUCCGGCUGCCGAAAAAAAAGCUCCAAAAGAGGCUGCUGAGAAUGCUGCUCCUAAGAAAGUUGAAGAGAAUGUUCCUGUGGAGGUCACUGUGAGGGUUUCCGAGAAAGGAGUUUCUGAGGAGAUUAAAAAGAAGGCUAAUGAAAAGGAUGCUCCUGAGGCAGUAAAGAAGUAUACGCCUCAGGCUGUGGAUAAGGAGGAUCUUAAUGAGGCUACUAAAAAGACUCUACCGAAGGAGGCUUCUGAGGUUGUUAUCGAUAAUGCUACUGAGAAGGAUGUUACUGAGAAAGUUAUAAAGACAGGUGCUCGGAAGGACGCUCCUAAGGAAGCUAAAGAGAAGGAUGAUAUGAAAAAUAUUCCAAAAGAGGCAACUAAGAAGGAUGCUUCUGAGAAGGCUGUGAAGAAGAGUGCUCCAAAUGGGGCUCCAGAACAGGAUACUCUUCAGGAUGCAGCAGAAAAUUAUAGUGCUAAGGAGGCGCCGGAGAUAGGUGUACCAAAAGACUCUGACGACAAUGUUUUUAAGGAUGCUGCGAAGAAGGGUGCUCCUAAUGAUAUUACAGAGAAUGAUAUUCCUAAGAAAAUCCCGGAGAUGGAUGCUCUUGAGAAGGAUAUAGAGAAAAAAGCUUCUGAGAAGGUCCCAGAGAUGAACAACCCUAUGGAGACCUCGGAGGAGGAGCUGCCAGAGAUGGAUGCUGCUGAGGAGGCUCCAAAAAAGGAUAUUCUUGAGGAUGCUCCAGAGAAUGCCAUUCCUGAGGAUGCUCCUCAGAAUGUUCCUGAGAAAGAUGUUCCUGAGGAUAUUCCACAGAAUAUUCCUGAGAAAGAUGCUCCCGAAGAUGCUCCUCAGAAUGUUCUUGAGAAAGAUGCUCCUGAGGAUGUUCCUGAGAAGGAAGCUUCUGAGGAUGUUCCUGAGGAUGGUCGUGAGAAGGAUAGUCCUGAGAAGGAUGCUCCUAAGGAUGCUCCUGAGAAGGAAGCUUCUGAAAAGGAAACUCCUGAGAAGGAUGCUCCUGAGGAUGCUCCUGAAAAAGAUGUUCCUGAGGAAGCUCCUGAGACGGAUGCUCCUGAGAAGGAUGCUUCUGAGGAUGCUCCUGAAAAGGAAGCUCCUGAGGAUGCUCCUGAGAAGGAUAUUCCUGAAGAUGCUCCUGAGAAGGAUGCUCCUGAGAAGGAAGCUCCCGAGAAGGAUACUCCUGAGAAGGAUGCUCCUGAGAAGGAUGCUCCUGAGAAGGAAGCUCCCAAGAAGGAUACUCCUGAGAAGGAUGCUCCUGAGAAGGAAGCUCCCGAGAAGGAUACUCCUGAGAAGGAUGCUCCUGAGAAGGAUGCUCCUGAGAAGGAAGCUCCUGAGGAUGCUCCUGAGAAGGAUGUUCCUGAGAAGGAUGCUCCUGAGAAGGAUGCUCCUGAGAAGGAAGCUCCUGAGGAUGCUCCUGAGAAGGAUGCUCCUGAGAAGGAUGCUCCUGAGAAGGAAGCUCCUGAGGAUGCUCCUGAGAAGGAUGUUCCUGAGAAGGAUGCUUCUGAGAGGGAAACUCCUGAAAAGGAAGCUCUUGAGGAUGCUCCUGAAAAGGAUGCUCCACACAAUGAUGCUCCUGAGAGGGUUGCUCCUGAGGAUGCUUCAAAGAAAGAUGAUCCACAGAAUGCUCCUGAGGAUGCUCCUGAGAAAGUUACUCCAGAGAAUGAUGCUCCUGGGAAGGAUGUUCUUGAGAAUGCUCCAGAAAAGGAUGUUCCAGAAGAUCUUCCUGAGAAGGAUGCUACUGAGGAUCCUCUUAAGAAGGACGCUCCAGAGGAUGCUCUUGAGGAUGCUCCAGAGAAGAAUGCUUCUGGGGAUGCUCCUGAGAAGGAUUCUCCAGAAGAUGCUCCGGAGAAGGAUGCUCUUGAUGAUGCUCCAAAGAAGGAAAUUACUCUUGAUGAUUCCCCAAAGAAGAAUGCUCCUGAGGACGCUUCAAAGAAAGAUACUCCUGAGAAUGUUCAAGUGGAUGUUCCAGAGAAUGUUGCUCCAGAGGAUGAUCCUAAGAAACAUGCCCCUGACGAUGCUCCAGAGAAGGAUGCUCCCAAGAAGAAUGAUCUUAAGGAUAAUCCUGAGAAGGAUGCUCCUCAGAAGAAAGAUGCUCCAGAGGAUGCUCCUCAGAAGAAAGAUGCUCUUGAUGAUGCUUUUAAGAAGGAUGCUCCAAAGGAUGAUCCUGAGAAGGAUGCUCCGAAGGAUGCUCCUGAGAAGGAUGCUCCAGAGGAUGCUCCAGAGAAGGAUACUCUUGAGAAUGCUCCAGGGGAUACUUCAGAGAAUGGCGUUCCUGAGGAUGCUCCAAAGAAGGAUGCUCCUGAGGAUGCUCCAGAGAAGGAUGCUCCGGAGGAUGCUCCUGAGGAUGCUCCAGAGGAUACUUCAGAGAAUGGUGCUCCUGAGGAUGCUCCAGAGGAUCCUUCAGAGAAUGGUGCUCCUGAGGAUGCUCCAGAGAAGGAUGCUCCUGAGGAUGCUCCUGAGGAGGCAGCGGAAGAACAAGUUGCUAUGGAGGCUGCUGAAGGGGACGCUGCCGAGAAGGCCACCAAAUAGGAUGCUGAGGAUAUUCUUAUGGGGGCUGAAUAAAGAAAUAUUCUUGAGGAGAUUACUGAGAAGGUUGAUUAAAGAAAAAAAAAGGAUGCUUCAAAUCCGUUACGUACUCUUUCUGAGACUCACGUUUAGUGAACGCCUCCCUCAACACACACACACACACACACACACACACACACACACACACACACACACACACACACACACACACACACA